CCCAAUUUAGAGGCCCACCAUCACCACAGAUCAAGAGUUCAGAUACAUUUCUCUUUCAUUAGCGACGAAAGGGAAGGUAGAAGAGAUAAAAAUGGCUUCCACUUUUGUUUCUGGUUUAUGUUCCUUUCUUUGUUUUAUGCUUUUAGUUUGUGCCAUCAAAGGGGUGCCUUCCUGUAACAAGGUGAUGGAAAACAUUGGGCCUUGUGUUAAUUACCUGGUUAUUAAGAAUGGCACUGGAACCCCUUCAACUGAUUGCUGUACUGGAGUGAAGAAUUUGAAGGGGAUGGCUAACACUACUGAGAAUAGGCGAGCCAUUUGCAAUUGCUUGGAGAAUGAGGCUGCAAAAAUUCCGCAGAUCGACCCUCAGGCUGUCAAAAUGCUGCCCGAAAAAUGCAGAGUCACUCUGGGCUUUCCAAUUAGUCUCAACACCACUUGUUCCUCGAUCCAGUGAGGUGGUCGUGAUUUCAUUGUACGCUUGGUCGCCAUAAUCUAAUCUAAAUAAAUGUUGGAAUGAUCUCCUAAGUUGUAAUAAAUAUAUGUCCCUCGAAAGUGGUCAUAUAAUAAUAACAGCGACAUAGCUUUAUUGCUUUAUCUGCAGUCACACUUGUAUAACUAUUUGACAUUUGAAACUUAAUAUGAUGUCAUUUUGGAAUAAGGCUCUGAUGAUAAUGAAGAAAUACGAGAACAUGAUCAACUCAUAUUC
Molecule: messenger RNA, 703 nt
Organism: Amborella trichopoda
Lineage: Eukaryota; Viridiplantae; Streptophyta; Magnoliopsida; Amborellales; Amborellaceae
Source: RefSeq, a predicted model, not a curated record